UACAUAAGCCGCGGCACCUCCCUGAAGCACUCUUGCCUUUUACAAAACCUACCACAUCAACACAUCACGCCUAGCCAACAUGUCGUUGACCACCGCGCGAUUACAGGAGGAGCGCAAGCAAUGGCGAAAGGACCAUCCUUUCGGAUUCGUCGCAAGGCCAAUGAAGACACCACAAGGCGCCCUCGACCUCAAACGCUGGGACUGUGCGAUUCCAGGCAAAGACAAGACUAUCUGGGAGGGCGGACUCUUCAAACUCGAAGUGAUCUUUCCGGAUGAGUACCCCACGAAACCACCAAAGUGCAAAUUCACGCCUCCACUCUUCCACCCAAACGUCUACCCAUCCGGCACCGUCUGCCUCAGCAUCCUCAACGAAGAAGAAGGCUGGAAGCCCGCGAUCACGAUCAAGGAAAUAUUGCUGGGCAUUCAGAUGCUGUUGGACGAGGUCAACCCGGACUCCCCGGCGCAAGCGGAGGCCUACAACCUGUUCAAGAAGGAUCGCGCGCAGUAUGAGAAGCGCAUCAAGUCGGUGGUGAAGGAUAACCCGGCGCCGUAGAGGCUGUGGGAGACGCAGCAAGACGACACGAAAAUCACGAAGGCUUGAGGAACGGGCGGGAUGGUUUGCUUUCUGGAUUUAGCGAUGGCGCUGUGGGUGUGAAAGGAACGCGGGAAAAGUAUGAAGAUCGGGCGGCACCUCGGUUCUCUGGCUAUGGAGCAUGCAGUAUUUGCAACGAGGGCUCCCCACCUAUGGCAAAUGACAAGCCUGCAUUUGAGAAGGGUCCGAUGCAAUGAGAGGAGGGAGGAUCGACUACUCCGUGUGGCAACAACAUGU
Messenger RNA from Zymoseptoria tritici IPO323, 829 nucleotides. Its product is annotated as SUMO-conjugating enzyme. Gene Ontology annotation, molecular function: SUMO conjugating enzyme activity. Lineage: Eukaryota; Fungi; Ascomycota; Dothideomycetes; Mycosphaerellales; Mycosphaerellaceae. The transcript is spliced from 3 exons. The coding region runs from base 80 to 553 and encodes 157 amino acids. The record is from RefSeq and is a predicted model, not a curated record. Gene Ontology annotation, cellular component: nucleus. Gene Ontology annotation, biological process: protein sumoylation.